Messenger RNA from Camelus dromedarius (Arabian camel), 12426 nucleotides. RefSeq names its product ASH1 like histone lysine methyltransferase (gene ASH1L). Bases 1186 to 10074 code for a protein of 2962 amino acids. Gene Ontology annotation, cellular component: nucleoplasm; nucleus. Gene Ontology annotation, biological process: regulation of DNA-templated transcription. The transcript has 28 exons. The record is from RefSeq and is a predicted model, not a curated record. Lineage: Eukaryota; Metazoa; Chordata; Mammalia; Artiodactyla; Camelidae. Gene Ontology annotation, molecular function: chromatin binding; protein binding; DNA binding.
AAACCUCUAUAAAGAUUUCUAAAUGAAUCUGUUCCACAAAAAUCUGGAAACAAUUUACUGAGACUUAGAACUGUGUGGUUAAAAAUGGCCACCUCCUAGUUUCAUGGACAUCCAUUCUGUACCUUACCUUAGAAGCUGGCCUCAAAAACAAAGGAUCAUAACUCUUUUUGAGGUGGUGGUGGUAGUGGUGAUAGUAGUCAUGGGUCCCAUUUUGAAUAUAAUGAAACCUUUAUGCUCUUUCCCCAGAAGUGCACAUAAGCCCAUAAAAAUUUUAGUAUAUAACAUCUGGGGGUUCAUGGGCAAUUUUGAUUGUACCUUGUUUCAUAAGCUUCUUAAUUGAAUGUUAUGGAAUGAUAGCUGAAUUUGCCUGUUCUGCAACAGUGACUUUAAAAAUGGGAAUAAACUCACGUAAGGAUGUUGGUGGUUGGAUGGUGAUUUAAGUAACUUUUUGCUGGACUGUCUGUAAUCUGUCCACCUUCCUUUUCCCUUCACCAUUUUGGUAAUGCAGUAAUUUCUUGAGAAUCAUCAGAAGUUACAACUUACAUGUUAAAGCAACACAUCAAUGUUAGAAUGGCCACACACAUACACAAAAAAGAAUGGCAGACUGGGUAUAAGAAAAGUAAUUAUUCUCCAAAAUUGGUAAAAUGGCAUCAAAGUGAUAAUCAUCUGUCUGUGUCCCACUGUAAUUGGCUUCACCUUUAGUUACCUAGCCCCCUAGCUAUAUCCCACACACUGCUCAGUGCAGUUUUUGAAUCCAAACCUGACCACAUGCCUUGGCAGAACAGACUCUUCAGCACUCUUCAAGACCCACCAUACCUCUUUAGCUUUGUAUCUCACUAGGCCUCUUAUCCUUGUGCUUCAGCUGUUUGGAACUGCCAUCAUUCCCAAACACAGUUCGUUUAUUUCUCCAUGACUUUCAUGUUCCUCCCAGUGCCUGGCUGCUUAGAGAACACCUUCCCAGCUUCUGAGACAAAGUUCAAGUUGAUGCUGUGAUCCUUACCUUGCCACCUCCCCUCUUUUGGUGAACAGUAUGCACUCAUUUCUCUUUGGCAUAUACCUGGGAGUGGAAUUGCUGGGCCACAGGAGAAAGAGAUGCUGGUUGCAAGUUUUGGAGAUCCCUGUUUUUUAUGGAACACAGUUCUGUAAAAUUUUCAUAAGAUUCCUUGGCAAUAACAUACACUUGUGAUGGACCCUAGAAAUACUGCUAUGUUAGGAUUGGGUUCUGAUUCCGAAGGAUUUUCAAGAAAGAGUCCCUCUGCCAUCAACACUGGCACACUGGUCAGCAAGAGAGAAGUAGAACUAGAUAAUAACACAAAGGAAGAAGAGGACCUUCGCAAGUGGAAUCGGGAAAGAAACAUUGAAGCAGGGAAAGAUGAUGGUUUGACUGAUGCACAGCAACAGUUUUCAGUGAAAGAAACAAACUUUUCAGAGGGAAAUUUAAAAUUGAAAAUUGGCCUUCAGGCUAAGAGGACUAAAAAACCUCCAAAAAACUUGGAGAACUAUGUAUGUCGACCUGCCAUAAAAACAACUAUCAAGCACCCAAGGAAGGCACUUAAAAGUGGGAAGAUGACAGACGAAAAGAAUGAACACUGUCCUUCAAAGCGAGACCCUUCAAAGUUGUACAAGAAAUCAGGUGAUGUUGCAGCCAUUGAAUGCCAGUCUGAAGAAAGCAUCCAUCUUCAUUCACAGGGAGAAAACAAUCCUUUGUCUAAGAAGCUUUCUCCAGUACACUCAGAAAUGACAGAUUACAUUAAUGCAGCAUCAUCUACUCUUGUUAGUAGCCGGGAUCCUGAUUUAAAGGACAGAGCAUUACUUAAUGCAGGAACAAGUGUAACAGAAAAGUUGGCACAGCUCAUUGCAACUUGUCCUCCCUCCAAGUCUUCCAAGGCAAAACCGAAGAAGUUAGGAACUGGCACUACUACAGGAUUGGUUAGCAAGGAUUUGAUCAGGAAAGCAGGCGUUGGCUCUGUAGCUGGAAUAAUACAUAAGGACUUAAUUAAAAAACCAGCUAUCAGCACAGCAGUUGGAUUGGUAACUAAAGAUCCUGGGAAGAAGCCAGUGUUUAAUGCAACAGUAGGAUUGGUCAAUAAGGACUCUGUGAAAAAACUAGGAACUGGCACUACAGCAGUAUUCAUUAAUAAAGACUUAGGCAAGAAGCCAGGGACUAUCACUACAGUAGGACUGCUGAGCAAGGAUUCAGGAAAGAAGCUAGGAAUUGGUAUUGUUCCAGGAUUAGUGAGUAAGGAGUCUGGAAAGAAGCUAGGACUUGGCACUGUGGUUGGACUAGUUAAUAAAGACUUGGGAAAGAAAUUGGGUUCUACUGUUGGCCUAGUGGCCAAGGACUGUGCAAAGAAGAUUGUAGCAAAUUCAACAAUGGGAUUAGUUAAUAAGGACAUUGGAAAGAAACUAGUGAGUUGUCCUAUGGCAGGACUGGUCAGUAAAGAUGCCAUAAACCUUAAAGCGGAAGCACUGCUUCCCACUCAGGAACCACUUAAGGCUUCUUGUAGUACAAACAUCAGUAGUCAUGAAAGUCAGGAACUUUGUGAAUCCGUGAAAGACAGUGCCACCAGCAAAACUUUUGAGAAGAAUGUUAUACGGCAGAGUAAAGAAAGCGUAUUGGAAAAGUUCUCAGUUCGAAAAGAAAUCAUUAAUUUGGAGAAAGAAAUGUUUAAUGAAGGAACAUGCAUUCAGCAAGACAGUUUCUCAUCCAGUGAAAGGGGGUCUUAUGAAACCUCAAAGCAUGAAAAGCAACCUCCCGUAUAUUGCACUUCUCCGGACUUUCAAAUGGGAGGUGCUUCUGAUGCAUCUACAGCAAAAUCCCCUUUUAGUGCAGUAGGAGAAAGCAAUCUCCCUUCCCCAUCACCUACUGUAUCUGUUAAUCCUUUAGCCAGAAGUCCCCCUGAAACUUCUUCACAGAUGGCUCCUAAUCCGUUACUUUUAAGUCCUACCACAGAACUAAUGGAAGAAAUUUCUGAAUCUGUUGGAAAGAACCAGUUUACUUCUGAAAGUACCCACUUGAACAUUGGUCAUAGAUCCGUUGGUCAUAGCAUGAAUAUUGAAUGUAAAGGGAUUGAUAAAGAGCUAAAUGAUUCCAAAACUACACAUAUAGAUAUUCCAAGAAUAAGCUCUUCCUUGGGAAAAAAGCCAAGUUUGACUUCUGAAUCCAGUAUUCAUACAAUUACCCCUUCAGUUGUUAACUUCACUAGUUUAUUUAGUAACAAGCCCUUUCUGAAACUUGGUGCAGUAACUGCAUCCGAUAAACACUGCCAAGUUGCUGAAAGCCUGAGUACUACUUUGCAGUCCAAACCAUUAAAAAAAAGGAAAGGAAGAAAACCUCGAUGGACUAAAGUGGUGGCAAGAAGCACAUGCCGGUCUCCAAAAGGGCUAGAAUUAGAGAGGUCAGAGCUUUUUAAAAAUGUUUCGUGUAGCUCACUAUCAAAUAGUAAUUCUGAGCCAGCCAAGUUUAUGAAAAACAUUGGACCAUCUUCAUUUGUAGAUCAUGACUUCCUUAAACGCCGAUUGCCAAAGUUGAGCAAAUCCACAACUCCAUCUCUUGCUCUCUUAACUGAUAGUGAGAAACCAUCUCAUAAGUCUUUUGCUACUCACAAACUAUCCUCCAGUAUGUGUGUCUCUAGUGACCUUUUGUCUGAUAUUUAUAAGCCCAAAAGAGGAAGACCUAAAUCUAAGGAGAUGCCUCAACUGGAAGGUCCACCUAAAAGGACUUUAAAAAUUCCUGCCUCUAAAGUUUUUUCUUUGCAGUCUAAGGAAGAACAAGAACCCCCAAUUUUACAGCCAGAAAUUGAAAUUCCUUCCUUCAAACAAGGUCUGUCUGUGUCUCCUUUUCCAAAAAAGAGAGGCAGACCCAAGAGACAGAUGAGAUCACCAGUCAAGAUGAAGCCACCUGUACUAUCAGUGGCUCCAUUUGUUGCCACUGAAAGUCCAAGCAAGCUAGAGUCUGAAAGUGACAACCAUAGAAGUAGCAGUGAUUUCUUUGAGAGUGAGGAUCAACUUCAGGAUCCAGAUGAUCUAGAUGACAGUCAUAGGCCAACUGUCUGUAGUAUGAGUGACCUUGAGAUGGAACCAGAUAAAAAAAUUACCAAGAGAAACAAUGGACAAUUAAUGAAAACAAUUAUCCGCAAGAUAAAUAAAAUGAAGACUUUAAAGAGAAAGAAACUGUUGAAUCAGAUUCUUUCAAGCUCUGUAGAAUCAAGUAAUAAAGGGAAAGUGCAAUCCAAACUUCAUAAUACAGUGUCAAGUCUUGCCGCCACAUUUGGCUCUAAACUGGGCCAACAGAUAAAUGUCAGCAAGAAAGGAACCAUUUACAUAGGAAAGAGGAGGGGUCGAAAACCAAAAACUGUCUUAAAUGGCAUUCUUUCUGGUAGCCCUACCAGCCUUGCUGUUCUUGAACAAACAGCUCAGCAGGCAGCUGGGUCAGCAUUAGGACAGAUCCUUCCCCCUUUACUGCCUUCAUCUGCUAGUAGUUCUGAGAUUCUUCCAUCACCUAUUUGCUCUCAGUCUUCUGGGACUAGUGGAGGUCAGAGCCCUGUAAGUAGUGAUGCAGGCUUUGUUGAACCCAGUGCAGUGCCAUAUUUGCAUUUACACUCCAGGCAGGGCAGUAUGAUUCAGACUCUUGCAAUGAAGAAGGCCUCAAAGGGGAGGAGGCGAUUAUCUCCUCCUACUUUGUUGCCAAAUUCUCCUUCGCACUUGAGUGAACUCACUUCUCUAAAAGAAGCUACGCCUUCUCCUAUUAGUGAGUCUCACAGUGAUGAGACCAUUCCCAGUGAUAGUGGAAUUGGAACAGAUAAUAACAGCACAUCAGACAGGGCAGAGAAAUUUUGUGGGCAAAAAAAGAGGAGGCAUUCUUUUGAGCAUGUUUCUCUCAUUCCCCCUGAAACCUCUACAGUCCUAAGCAGUCUUAAAGAAAAACAUAAACAUAAAUGUAAGCGCAGGAAUCAUGAUUACCUCAGCUAUGACAAGAUGAAAAGGCAAAAACGAAAACGGAAAAAGAAAUAUCCCCAACUCCGAAAUAGACAGGAUCCAGACUUUAUUGCAGAUCUGGAGGAAUUAAUAAGUCGUCUCAGUGAAAUUCGAAUCACUCAUCGAAGUCAUCAUUUUAUCCCCCGAGACCUUCUGCCAACUAUUUUUCGAAUCAACUUUAAUAGUUUCUAUACACAUCCUUCUUUCCCCUUAGACCCUUUGCACUACAUUCGAAAACCUGACUUAAAAAAGAAAAGAGGGAGACCCCCUAAGAUGAGGGAGGCAAUGGCUGAAAUGCCUUUUAUGCACAGCCUUAGUUUUCCUCUUUCUAGUACUGGAUUCUAUCCUUCUUAUGGCAUGCCUUACUCUCCCUCACCUCUUACAGCUGCUCCCAUAGGAUUAGGUUACUAUGGAAGGUAUCCCCCCACUCUUUAUCCACCUCCUCCAUCUCCUUCUUUCACCACUCCACUUCCACCUCCUUCCUAUAUGCAUGCUGGUCAUUUACUUCUCAAUCCCACCAAGUACCAUAAGAAGAAGCAUAAGCUACUUCGACAGGAGGCCUUCCUCACAACCAGCAGGACUCCUCUCCUUUCCAUGAGUACUUACCCUAGCGUCCCUCCGGAGAUGGCCUAUGGUUGGAUGGUUGAGCACAAACACAGGCACCGUCACAAACACAGAGAACACCGUUCUUCUGAGCAACCACAGGUUUCCAUGGAUACUGGCUCUUCCAGAUCUGUCCUGGAAUCUUUGAAGCGCUAUCGAUUUGGAAAGGAUACUGUUGGAGAGCGAUAUAAACAUAAGGAAAAGCACCGGUGUCAUAUAUCCUGCCCUCAUCUCUCUCCUUCAAAAAGCUUAAUAAACAGAGAAGAACAGUGGGUCCACCGAGAGCCUUCAGAAUCUAGUUCGUUGGCCUUGGGGUUGCAGACACCUUUACAGAUUGACUGUUCAGAUAGUUCUCCAAGUUUAUCCCUUGGAGGAUUCACUCCAAACUCUGAUCCGGCCAGCAGUGAUGAACAUACAAACCUUUUCACAAGUGCAAUAGGGAGCUGCAGAGUUUCAAACCCCAACUCCAGUGGUCGGAAGAAAUUAACUGACAGCCCUGGACUGUUUUCUGCACAGGACACUUCGCUAAAUCGGCCUCACAGAAAGGAGCUGCUACCUUCCAGCGAAAGGGCAGUACAAACCUUGACAGGUUCCCAGCCAGCCUCAGAUAAGUCUUCCCAGCGACCAUCAGAGAGCACAAACUGUAGCCCUACGCGAAAGAGGUCUUCAUCAGAGAGUACUUCUUCAACAGUGAAUGGAGUUCCCUCUCGAAGUCCAAGAUUGGUUGCUUCUGGGGAUGACUCUGUGGAUAGUCUGCUGCAGCGGAUGGUACAACAUGAGGACCAGGAGCCCCUGGAGAAAAAUAUUGACGCUGUGAUUGCAUCUGGCUCUGUGCCACCUUCCUCCAGUCCAGGCCAUAGCCACAGCAAGGAGCGAACCCUGGGAAAACCAGACAGCCUUCUAGUGCCUGCAGUCCCCAGUGACUCUUGCUGUAGUAGCAUCUCACUCCUUUCUGAAAAGUUGCCAAGCAGCUGUUCCCCCCAUCACAUCAAGAGAAGUGUGGUAGAAGCUAUGCAGCGCCAAGCUCGGAAAAUGUGCAAUUAUGACAAAAUCUUGGCCACCAAGAAAAACCUGGACCACGUCAAUAAAAUUUUAAAAGCCAAAAAACUUCAAAGACAGGCCAGGACAGGGAAUAACUUUGUGAAACGUAGACCAGGUCGACCUCGGAAAUGUCCUCUCCAGGCUGUGGUAUCAAUGCAAGCAUUCCAGGCUGCCCAGUUUGUCAGCCCAGAAUUGAAUGAAGGCGAAGAAGGAACAGCACUGCACCUCAAUCCUGAUACAGUUACAGAUGUCAUUGAAGCUGUUGUUCAGAGUGUAAACCUGAAUCCAGAACAUAAAAAGGGAUUGAAGAGGAAAAGUUGGCUUUUGGAAGAACAGACCAAGAAAAAGCAGAAGCCAUUCCCAGAAGAAGAACAAGAGAAUACUAAAAGCUUUACUGAAGCAGCAGUUGAGAUUCCCAGUCCUGAAACCCCAGCCAAACCUCCCGAACCUGAAAGUACCUUGCAGCCUGUGCUUUCUCUCAUCCCAAGAGAAAAGAAGGCCCCACGUCCCCCAAAGAAGAAGUAUCAGAAAGCAGGGCUGUAUUCUGAUGUUUACAAAACUACAGACCCAAAGAGCCGAUUGAUCCAAUUAAAGAAAGAGAAGCUGGAAUACACUCCAGGAGAACAUGAGUAUGGAUUAUUCCCAGCCCCCAUUCAUGUUGGAAAAUAUUUAAGGCAAAAGAGAAUUGAUUUCCAGCUUCCCUAUGAUAUUCUUUGGCAGUGGAAACAUAAUCAGCUCUACAAAAAACCAGAUGUCCCACUAUAUAAAAAAAUUCGUUCAAAUGUCUACGUUGAUGUCAAACCCCUUUCUGGUUACGAGGCUACCACCUGUAACUGUAAGAAGCCAGAUGAUGACACCAGAAAGGGCUGUGUGGAUGACUGCCUCAACAGAAUGAUCUUUGCUGAGUGUUCCCCCAACACUUGCCCCUGUGGUGAGCAGUGCUGUAACCAGAGGAUACAAAGGCAUGAGUGGGUGCAAUGUCUAGAACGAUUCCGAGCUGAGGAAAAAGGAUGGGGAAUCAGAACCAAAGAACCCCUAAAAGCUGGACAGUUCAUCAUUGAAUACCUUGGGGAGGUUGUCAGUGAACAGGAGUUCAGGAACAGGAUGAUUGAGCAGUAUCAUAAUCACAGUGACCACUAUUGUCUGAACCUGGAUAGUGGGAUGGUAAUUGACAGUUACCGCAUGGGAAAUGAGGCCCGAUUCAUCAACCACAGCUGUGACCCAAAUUGUGAAAUGCAGAAAUGGUCUGUUAAUGGAGUAUACCGGAUUGGGCUAUAUGCUCUCAAAGAUAUGCCAGCUGGUACUGAACUCACUUAUGAUUACAACUUUCAUUCCUUCAAUGUUGAAAAACAGCAACUGUGUAAGUGUGGCUUUGAAAAAUGUCGAGGAAUCAUCGGAGGCAAGAGUCAGCGCAUGAAUGGACUCACCAGCAACAAAAGUAGCCAGCCAGUGGCCACCCAUAAAAAGUCUGGACGGUCAAAAGAGAAGAGGAAGUCUAAGCACAAGCUGAAGAAAAGGAGAGGCCACUUCUCUGAGGAACCCAGUGAAAACAUCAACACCCCAACAAGAUUGACCCCCCAAUUACAAAUGAAGCCGAUGUCCAAUCGAGAGAGGAACUUUGUAUUAAAGCAUCAUGUGUUCUUGGUCCGAAACUGGGAGAAGAUUCGGCAGAAACAGGAGGAAGUAAAGCACACCAGUGAUAACAUUCACUCAGCAUCAUUAUAUACCCGUUGGAAUAGCAUCUGUCGAGAUGACGGGAACAUUAAGUCUGACGUCUUCAUGACCCAGUUCUCCGCCCUGCAGACUGCUCGAUCUGUUCGAACAAGACGGUUGGCAGCAGCAGAGGAAAACGUUGAAGUAGCUCGGGCAGCCCGCCUAGCCCAAAUCUUCAAAGAGAUCUGUGAUGGCAUCAUCUCUUAUAAAGAUUCUUCCCGACAAUCACUGGCAGCACCACUUUUGAACCUCCCCCCAAAGAAAAAGAAUGCUGAUUAUUAUGAGAAGAUCUCUGAUCCCCUAGAUCUUGCCACCAUAGAAAAGCAGAUCCUCAUUGGUUAUUACAAGACAGUGGAAGCUUUUGAUGCUGACAUGCUCAAGGUCUUUCGGAAUGCUGAGAAAUACUACGGGCGUAAAUCCCCAGUUGGGAGAGAUGUUUGCCGUCUACGAAAGGCCUAUUACAAUGCCCGGCAUGAGGCAUCAGCCCAAAUUGAUGAGAUUGUGGGAGAGACAGCAAGUGAGGCAGACAGCAGUGAAACCUCAGUCUCUGAGAAGGAGAAUGGACAUGAGAAGGACGAUGAUGUCAUUCGCUGUAUCUGUGGCCUCUACAAGGAUGAAGGCCUCAUGAUCCAGUGUGACAAGUGCAUGGUGUGGCAGCACUGUGACUGUAUGGGAGUGAACUCAGAUGUGGAGCACUACCUUUGUGAGCAGUGUGACCCAAGGCCCGUGGACAGAGAGGUACCCAUGAUCCCUCGGCCCCACUACGCCCAGCCUGGCUGUGUCUACUUCAUCUGUUUGCUCCGAGAUGACUUGCUGCUUCGUCAAGGUGACUGUGUAUAUCUGAUGAGGGAUAGUCGGCGCACCCCUGAUGGCCACCCAGUCCGUCAGUCCUAUCGACUAUUAUCUCACAUUAACCGAGAUAAACUUGACAUCUUCCGAAUUGAGAAGCUUUGGAAGAAUGAAAAAGAGGAACGGUUUGCCUUUGGUCACCAUUAUUUUCGCCCCCAUGAAACCCACCACUCUCCAUCUCGUCGGUUCUAUCACAAUGAACUAUUUCGGGUGCCACUUUAUGAGAUCAUUCCCUUGGAGGCUGUAGUGGGGACCUGCUGUGUAUUGGAUCUUUAUACGUAUUGUAAAGGGAGACCUAAAGGAGUGAAGGAGCAAGAUGUGUACAUCUGUGAUUACCGGCUUGACAAGUCAGCACACCUGUUUUACAAGAUCCACCGGAAUCGCUAUCCUGUCUGCACCAAACCCUAUGCCUUUGAUCACUUCCCCAAGAAGCUCACUCCUAAAAGAGAUUUCUCACCUCAUUAUGUCCCAGACAACUACAAGAGGAACGGAGGGAGAUCAUCCUGGAAGUCUGAGCGCUCAAAGCCACCCCUAAAAGAUCUGGGCCAGGAGGAUGAUGCUCUGCCCUUGAUUGAAGAGGUUCUGGCCAGUCAGGAGCAAGCAGCCAAUGAGAUGCCCAGCCUGGAGGAGCCAGAACAGGAGCGGGCCACUGCUGACAUCAGUGAGGGUGAAAAAAAAAUAGAGGAAAGUAGUCAAGAACCCCAAGCAGCCUGUACUCCUGAGGAACGACGGCAUAGUCAGCGAGAACGACUCAACCAGAUCUUGCUCAAUCUCCUUGAAAAAAUUCCUGGGAAAAAUGCCAUCGAUGUGACCUACUUGCUGGAGGAAGGAUCAGGCAGGAAGCUUCGAAGGCGUACUUUGUUUAUCCCAGAAAACAGCUUUCGGAAGUGAACCUCAAAGAAUGAGAACCUCAAGCAUCUGGGAUCCAGUGGAGCUAAGAAUCCUGCCUCCUGUUCUCUGAGUGUAGAAAGGGGUGGGAAGGGUCCGUCCAGCAAGGGGAAUGGGGCCAUGUUAAUGAUGUUAGGUACUUAGUAAACCUUGGAGUUAGUGGAGAGGAAGAGGAAGGGGUCUAUCUAAAUAGUUCAGUUUAACUUGUUUUCCUCUCCAUUGCUUCACCCUGAAGGUUAAUAAUGUAGGGUGGAGGGUAGAGCACACUGGGGAUGACCAGAAUCCUUUGGUACUUUACAGCACUUGCCCCUCCCCCCAGCUUGGGUUUUUCUGUCAUCCUCUGAUCUCGCAGGCACUGCUACGAAGCUGCUUUUCUAUACCCAGGUAUAAAAUUCCAAAAGGGAUAGGGCCAGGAUCCCCACCCCUACCCAGUCUGUUCCCUAUAGGCUCCAAGAGCUACCCCAGAGACCUAAAACAGAAACAGUAGCUGGGGCCUCUUUCCAGAUCCCUCACCAGGAAACAUUUCUCUUUUCUUGCCCAACCAGGUCAAAGUAAAAUGUGAGUUGACAACUCAAAGCACUUGUAACUGCUGCCCCUCUCCCUACCUCUACUCCCCAAAAUGGAAUCAUGGAAUAGAGAAGGCCCCCAUGGGGUCAGAAGGGCACAGUACUUACUGUAACUAUUUUUGUUUUAACCUUCAUAACCUGCCGAACAUAUUUUUUUCUAAGAAGGCCAGGCCCCUGCCAGCACAUGUGCUGUUUAUGCGCUGUGGUUCUUGUGCGUCUGCUGUGCUGUGCGAAUGGAGAUUCAUUUCAAAUAAAAUUCAUUUUAAAACCUACUUAAAAAUAAACUCUAACCGCCCCCCCAACAAAAGUCACUACGUAAACUGUUGAGCAGUAUUCACCUAUCAGAGUAUUUGUUGUGAGUGUAGAUUAUCAAUUAAAAACACUACUUCUUGUUUUACUUGUAUAGUUUUCAGUGUCCAUCUCUUAAAGAGACAGUGUGUUCUCCAUACCCCUAGUCCCAUCUUCCCUCCACCUUCCUGAUGACGUCAUCAUCAGGCAGGCUAUCCAGGGUGUCUCCUUCCCAUUCUCUUGACCAGGAGUUAUCAGACAGUACUGUCUCUUUAAAAAUAAAAUUUAAAAAGCUUUGCUUUGUUGUCUUCUCAGACAUACACAUGCAUAUACGUUUUAGAUGUUCUUAUAAGAGAAAAGAUGGUUUUUAAAUGUGCCAAGUUGUGUGUGUAUAUAUAUAUGUAUGUAUAUAUAUAUAUAUAUAUCUGCUGCGUGAUUAGUAAGCAAUACAAUAGUAAACAUUUCCCCAUUACUUUUUUCUAAUACUGGACCAAUGCUGUCCUAAUUGUACAUUUCCUCUAAUGAUGACGACGCUCUGACUUGUUUAGGUAGAAACAUUGACCAUCUUCCAUUCCAUUGAAUCUUUCUUUUUCUCCUUUCUGUGUCAAUCUUGAGAGAAAAAAAAACAAAAGAGACAGGGGAUGCCAAAGAUCCCCUUGAGCAGAGAAAAAGCAGAAUAAAUAUUUUAUUAAAGAAAAAAAAGAGAAUUAAGAAAAUAGUUUGGAGUAUUUUCUUACUGUAGAGAAGCACUGUACAUUACUAAGAGACCUGGGUAUAAGAUACUCACGUGUGGAGCUGGAAAAAUCGCAUGUCCAAGCCCGUUUGAGUGGUUUCUUUUGGUUUUCAUUGCAGGGAGCUGGGUGGGAGGGAGGUGGGAAUAGGGGCACUUUGGGGGUCUCCUUUUAGUCAAAGCAGGAAAUGACAAGAAAGAGAUUAAAAUUCAAUAUUUCCUUUAAUAGUGUUAAACACUAAAAUUUUAAAAAAGACAUAAAAAGAAAAAAGAAAAAAAACUUUGUAAAAUGCGAGAACAGAAGCAAAAGACACUACGCUCUGUCAUUUUAUCUUUCUUUUGUUGAAAGACUAAAAACUGAAAUGUUUUUUAGACAAUCAAAUGUUAGGUAAGUGCAAAAACUUGUUUUUUCUUACUGGUGUAGAAUUUAAUGCCUUUUUUUAUUUUUCGGUUAUUUUAUAAUAACGAAAUAAAAAGAACCCCCUAGCUGCCAGGCGGGUUUUGGUGUUUGAAAUGCGGGGCAAAGCACUACAUCACUGCAAAUAGAUACAGAGUUAGUCUGCAUGUCUGUAGGCUGUGUGAUUGCGGAAAAUAUAAAUGCUGCUAAUAUAUUUCCUUUUUACAAAAGCAUAUCUAAAUAGAUGAUUGUUUUGAUGUUAAUCUUUGUAAAUUAUGUAUUACCAAUUUUAACAUUGGAUGUAAUUGCAUAAAAGCUUGCAUCUCAAUCCUUGAAAGUCUAGUAUUAAAUGGAAAAAACUUUUCCUAACUACA